CUUCCUGUGCUCGUGUUCUGCGGUGCGUCCGUGUCACUGAGCUCCUCUCUGGGGGAGUUUUUGUCUUUAACGGGGCCUCCGGCCGCAGCUGCAGCUCCCGGAGAUCCGCUGAUGCUCCGCGGGGCAGCGGGAGCUUUAGCCGGUUACCGACAGCCGGGAGUCCGGAGGCCGCUCUGCCCGAAGGAUGAGUUCCUCCGCGGCUCUGCACACGCAGCUGGCCGCGGUCAUGGAGUCUCUGGUCCACGCUGCGGUGGCGGAGCUGCAGAAGCUGGUGGAGGACAGCUGGGCCUUCAGGACCGGAGACUCCGGAAAUCAGACGCCUCAACCGGCCACGAGGCAGGCGGAGAGCCGGAAGAAGAUGGUGCAGUUUGCUGUCGUCAUGGAGACACUGGGGAACGAGGCUCUGGGGAAGAUCCUGAACAUUGUGGAUGAGACCCGGCUGCAGGUGGAGAGGAGCAGCAGGAAGUCACAGACCAGAGUCCUGAACAUCCUCAACAACAGGCAUGUAGAGCUGGAACAUUCCUACGGAGUCCCACAUCAGAGCUCCCACCCGGACCAAGCGUGUCAGACCAAAGCGGAGGCGGAGGAGACGGCGGAGGUCCCGUUUGUCCAGGCAGUCACCAUUAAAGAUGAAUAUGGAAACGUGGACCUGGGCGCCAUCGCGGAGCGAGCUCGUGUUGAAGCCGCUCCGCCGCCAUCGGACCUGCAGCAGAUCCCGUCUGGAGCAUCUGGACCACCUGGUUCCGACCUGCAGAACGCCUCCUGGAAGUUCUUCUCCUGCUCGGUCUGCGGGAAGUUUUUCUCGUCUCAGAGCAACCUGAACUCCCACCACCUCGUCCACACCGGCGAGAAGCCGUUCUCCUGCAGCGUGUGCGGCCGAGCCUUCCGCCAGCGGCAGAGCGUGCACAGCCACAUGCGCACACACACCGGCGAGCGUCCGUUUGAGUGUGCGCAGUGUGGGAAGCGCUUCUCCACGCAGGCGCAGCUGAAGACGCACUCGGUGGUCCACACCGGGGAGAAGCCGUUCGGCUGCGACGUGUGCGGCCGCCGCUUCAACCUGCUGCAGAACCUGCACCGCCACGCCGUCACGCACACCGGCGACAAGAUGUUCGUCUGCUCUGUCUGCGGGAAGGGCUUCACCCGGGCUGUCACGCUCCGGACACACCAGCUCAUCCACACCGGACAGAAGCCCUUCAAGUGUACGGAGUGCCCCAAAACCUUCCGCCAGGCGGUGAACCUGAAGAUCCACCGCCGCAUCCACACCGGUGAGCGGCCCUUCAGCUGCGGCGAGUGCGGGAAGACGUUCAGCCAGCAGAGCAGCCUGAUCUCGCACGGCCGCACGCACUCCGCCGACAAGCCAUUCCAAUGCGCCUCCUGCGACAAGAAGUUCAACAACGCCAACAGCCUCAAGCUGCACAUGCGUGUGCACACGGGGGAGAAGCCGUACGCCUGCGACGUCUGCGGGAAGACCUUCAGCCAGGGCAGCCAGCUGAGGACGCACAAGCGGCAUGUGCACGCGGGCGGGAAGCAGUUCAUCUGCGACCGGUGCGGGAAGCGCUACGCCGACCAGCGCAACCUCAAGCUGCACAAGUGUGGCUACGCGUGACAGUAGGAAGCCCCUCCCACCUAAUGAUGGAGGAGAGACAGGAAGUGCAUCUGCUGACUAAUCAGAGCUCAUAUCCAGGAAGGGCGGGGCCUCUGCUUCAGGUGUUUAAUCUUUGACUCUGUUUACACACUACAGUUCUUCUGAGUCCAGCGUCCAUUGCCAUGGAGACGGCUCCAGUGACAGUUGUGACAUCAGACUUUCUGAUUGGUUGAAGCCACAAAUUUAAGUUAUUAAGAAGCUUCCUGUAAAUGUUUCUAAUUUUCUACAUGAUGAUAAUUUUCAUGUUUGGGAAUAAAAUGUCUC
Messenger RNA from Melanotaenia boesemani (Boeseman's rainbowfish), 1909 nucleotides. Its product is annotated as zinc finger protein OZF-like. The transcript is spliced from 5 exons. Gene Ontology annotation, cellular component: nucleus. Gene Ontology annotation, biological process: regulation of transcription by RNA polymerase II. NCBI's taxonomy places the organism in Eukaryota, Metazoa, Chordata, Actinopteri, Atheriniformes, Melanotaeniidae. The record is from RefSeq and is a predicted model, not a curated record. Bases 185 to 1606 code for a protein of 473 amino acids. Gene Ontology annotation, molecular function: DNA-binding transcription factor activity, RNA polymerase II-specific; RNA polymerase II transcription regulatory region sequence-specific DNA binding.